This is a messenger RNA of Hyphopichia burtonii NRRL Y-1933, 426 nucleotides long. RefSeq lists its product as uncharacterized. The transcript has a single exon. The record is from RefSeq and is a predicted model, not a curated record. NCBI's taxonomy places the organism in Eukaryota, Fungi, Ascomycota, Pichiomycetes, Serinales, Debaryomycetaceae. Bases 256 to 423 code for a protein of 55 amino acids.
CUAGCAGCUCCACUACAGAAACAGAUCAAGAUACGAUUGAAACGAUUGACUGGCCCAAUAUCGAAAUUCAACUUUGCUCCUCCCGUGUCGGAGCCCGGAAGUUACCAAAAUGCCAUUUCUCCAUAAAUUAAACCUUUCAACAGCCAGUACCCGUGACCGUAUUAGGAGACGCUUCACCAAUUCCACUGAAGAUUAAACAUAAUCGAAUUGUCACAAAGGGCACGGCUACCGUGGAUUCAUUUUAGAUGCAAAAAAAUGCUAAUGCUUGCACAGAUACCUUCGCGGAUACCUGCGCAGAACUUUGAGGACCAUUACAUGGAAAAAGCACUUGAACUAAACAAAAACACCAAGCCCAAGUCCGUUACCUUUCGAGCUUAUGUCGUUUGUAGGGUUUAUGUUGAAAUUUUCACUUCUGGCUAUUAAAAU